CCACUAUAAAUAUACAUGGGAGCCUUGCAAAAAGAACCCACCCAUCGUCAUUCGUCACAGAAUUAAGCUGAUAGGAUAGCCCCCUCCCCCCAGAUCGUUUGUGAACAUGGGAAUCCUGCAUCAAGAGCCCCUCCCCCUCCCCGACCUCAGGGUAACCCUGGAAGACACUUUCCUCGUCUUUCCUUCCCAAGAAACCGAGAGAAAAUCCAUAUUCCUCUCCAACAUAGAUCAAGUCCUGAAUUUCGACGUCCAAACCGUCCACUUCUUCCCGCCCCACCCGGACUUUCCUCCCUCUGUUGUUGCACGCAAACUCCAGAACGCGCUCAGCGAGGUGCUGGUGCCGUACAGCUUCUUGGCCGGCCGGCUGAGCCUGAACAAGGAGCUCGGUCGGCUGGAGAUCGACUGUAACUCCGCCGGUGCCGGAUUCGUCGUGGCUUCCUGCCAGCAUUCGCUCGACGAGAUCGGCGACUUGGUUUACCCUAAUCCUGCAUUUCGCCAACUUAUCGUCCAGCGCUUGGAUAAAUUAGGGCAACACGAUCAACCUCUCUGCAUUUUCCAGGUAACAGCGUUUAGGUGUGGUGGCUUUGCAAUGGGAAUAUCAACCAAUCACUCCACCUUUGAUGGCUUAAGCUUCAAGAUGUUCUUGGAGAAUCUGGCCGCCCAAGCCGCCGACAAGCCCUUGCCCAUUCCGCCGUUCAACGACCGCCACCUCCUCGCCGCCAGAUCGCCGCCGCGCGUCACCUUCCCACACCCUGAGCUCCUCAAACUAAAACUCCCAGUCGGCCAAGACCAAGCCCCUCCGGCCUUCGAUUGCCAAGAGGACGAUCUCGACUUUCAAAUUUUCCGGCUGAGCUCCGGCGAAAUCUCUUCCAUGAAGGAAAAGGCCAAAGCAGGCAGUUCUGCAACGGGCGUCAAAGUCACCGGCUUCAACGUGGUGACGGCACACCUCUGGCGGUGCAAGGCAUUGUCGUGCGACACGGGGAAUCUCGACCGGGAGUCGACCGUGCUUUACGCAGUGGACAUUCGGCAGAGGCUGGUUCCGGCUCUGCCGAGGUCGUACACGGGCAACGCGGUGCUGACGGCGUACGCAACGGCGGCAUGCAGGGAGCUGGAGGCAGGGCCGCUGGGGAGGCUGGUGGAGAUGGUGGCGGGGGGAGCAGCGAGGAUGACGGACGAGUACGCGAGGUCGGCCAUAGACUGGGGAGAGAUGCACAAGGGUUUCCCGCGCGGCGAGUUCCUGAUAUCGUCGUGGUGGAGAUUAGGGUUCGGAGCGGUGGAGUACCCAUGGGGGAAGCCGAGGUACAGCUGCCCGGUGGUGUACCACAGGAAGGACAUAAUAUUGCUCUUCCCGGACAUGGAUGAUGAUGGAGUAAAUGUUCUGGUGGCACUACCGGCCAAGGAGAUGGAGCUUUUCAAAACCUUCUUCCACAAGUUCCUCCUCUUGGAAAAUUGAUUCAUUAAUUAACUAAUCAAACCCCAUAUCUCUCUCUCUCUUUAUCUGUCGUCUCUCUGUCUGUCUGUCUGUGAUAACUUUAAGUGUGUCAACUCGAUGUUUGGUUUCUUGUAAGAAGGAAUGGAUUGGGGGGUAUUGAUAAGGUAUGCCUGCCAAAGUAGGUUAAUCCAGCAUUAAUUGAAGGCUUCAGUGCUGGCUUGGGGGGCAUGGGAUAGCAUUCAUGCAUGCAUGCAUGAAUGCAGAUGUAUCUGUGUGCUCUUGCUUCCUCUCUCUCUCUCUCUCUCUCUCUAUAUAUAUAUAUAUAUAUAUCAAAAUCAAUAUAUGAUAUGUGAAUUAACUUUCU
This is a messenger RNA of Diospyros lotus (date-plum), 1796 nucleotides long. RefSeq names its product acyltransferase GLAUCE. The coding region runs from base 107 to 1453 and encodes 448 amino acids. The record is from RefSeq and is a predicted model, not a curated record. The transcript has 3 exons. NCBI's taxonomy places the organism in Eukaryota, Viridiplantae, Streptophyta, Magnoliopsida, Ericales, Ebenaceae. Gene Ontology annotation, molecular function: acyltransferase activity, transferring groups other than amino-acyl groups.